Messenger RNA from Silurus meridionalis, 1220 nucleotides. RefSeq names its product C4b-binding protein alpha chain-like. Lineage: Eukaryota; Metazoa; Chordata; Actinopteri; Siluriformes; Siluridae. The transcript has 10 exons. The record is from RefSeq and is a predicted model, not a curated record. Bases 163 to 1074 code for a protein of 303 amino acids.
AUGAGUUAUGCUUCUGCAGGGGUGUGACCACAUUUCCUCAUUUACACAAGAACCGUUAGGAACUCACCCAGAGGCUGGUGUCCAUUUAACACUCUCACAAGUUCUCUUCAACACCUCCACCGAAAGUAUUGAAGUGAAGUCGUCUGAGUGGAAAUAAGAUUAAUGGGUAAAACCAUGUGGGUGACACCGAGCUCCAGUCUGAUCCUCCUCCUCACAUGUCUGAUGAAGAUCGGAGAAAUUCGAGCACAAUGCGUGAGACCCGUUGUUGGGGAAAACAGGGUUCUUGCUGAUGAUUCAGGCCAAACGAGUUUCCCUGAAGGAUCAUCACUAAAAUUCAAAUGCGGCACUGGUUAUCCGCCUGCAGAUCCAACAGCUUCCCAGACAAUCACGUGCAGUGGACAACAGUGGACCACACUAGAUCUUCAGUGCAAAAAAAAGUCCUGUGGAAGUCCAGGAGAGUUGUCCAAUGGAAGGUAUCUAACUCCAGAUGGAAUUCUGUUUGGUGCAACAGCCACUGCACAGUGUAACCAAGGAUACAUGGUUUCUGGAACUAAAACGAGAAAUUGUGUUGAUGCUGGUUGGGAUGGGAGACUUGCGGAAUGUGAAGUGAUAAAAUGUUUACCACCAGCCCAAAUAGACCAUGGAACUUAUGAGCCUUUGGAAGAUUAUUAUGAUUAUCUUAGUGUAGUCACUUACACUUGUAAUCACCCUUAUAGUCUUGAUGGACCACAAACAACAAGCUGUUCUGAUGAUGCAACAUUUCAACCUUCUCCUCCUCGGUGUGUGGAAAUCAAGUGUGAUGCACCUAGAAUAGAUAAUGCUAUUAGAAUCGAGGGCAAAGCACCACCCUACACUAAAAUAAAUUUUGUCAAGUACCAGUGUAAUAAGGGCUACAAAAUGCAGGGUGAGGCUUACAUGGUUUGUGGCAUAAAUGGAUGGAAUCCUCCUCCUCCAGUGUGCGAAAAGUCAGGUCCAGAUCCAGAGCCAGAGGCAGAGCCAGAGCCAGAGCCAGAGCCAAAGCCAGGCAAAUGUUCGUGGUGGAUAAUGGACCUUUGGGAAAAUUUAUGGACGUAGUGAGGAAAUACAUGCAGGUGGUUGGUUUGAAAGAGGCAGAUGUAGAGGACAGAGUGCACUAUGGUAGUCCUUUAUAGUUCUUCUUUUUACUGUGUACUGCGUCAGCGAUAUAUGGUAGAAAUGACAAUAAAAGCUUCUUGACUUGA